AAAAAUCAAACUCUUUGGAAUUGGUUGAAGAGAGAGAUAAAAAUAAAUACUAAAAAGAAACUUUUAGAGAGAGAAAGUAGAGAGAAACAAACGUAAUCCAAAGCCAUUCACCCAUUCAGAAACCUUUUUUACUUUCUCUCUCUAAAACAUCAUCCCACUCGAUCGGACCCCUCCCAUCCCAUUCCUUACGCAGCAUUCUAUCAGUUCACACUCGCACGAAUCUGUAUAAAGCUAUAUGUAAAGUAUCAUAUAUUCGUAUAUAUAUAAUAUUGUAUACAUAUACAUAUAUAUAUAUAUAUAUAUAUAUAUAUAGUUAUAUAGUCUGUGCAAUGGAGAGGUACCGUCGGACACCGGCGACGGAUGGGUCACGGUCCGAUCCGGUGGAGGAAUGGAGCUCGGCGGGAGGCGAAACCGGACUCGAAGAUUCUAUGUGGCAGAUGGGAUUUGGCGGUGGAGGUGAAUCGUAUCCAGAGAGGCCCGACGAGGCCGAUUGUAUUUACUAUUUGAGAACAGGGUUUUGUGGAUAUGGUUCACGGUGUCGGUUCAAUCAUCCCCGGGACCGCAGUGCGGCUUUGGGUGCUUCGAGAGCUGGUGGAGGGGAGUAUCCGGAGCGAGUGGGCCAAACAGUGUGCCAGUAUUAUAUGCGAACCGGAAUGUGUAAAUUUGGUGCUUCCUGCAAGUAUCACCAUCCAAGACACGCGGGAGGAUCUGUGAACCAAAUGGCACUUAAUAUUUCUGGAUACCCACUAAGACCGGAUGAAAAAGAUUGCACGUAUUAUGUGAAAACUGGGCACUGUAAGUUUGGUGUAACCUGUAAAUUCCAUCAUCCGCAGCCAGCUGGCAUACAAGUGCCAGCACCAGCACCUGGACCUUUGCCAGCACUAGCUCCUGUGCCAACACCGGGAAUCUAUCCAGCUAUGCAGUCUCCUUCUGCUCCAUCAUCUCAACAAUAUGGAUUUAUGGCCAGCAACUGGUCAGUUGCGAGGCCUGCUCUGCUUCCAGGUUCAUAUAUCCAUGGGGCUUAUGGUCCCAUGCUGCUUCCUUCUGGAGUGGUUACGGGUUGGAAUCCUUACCAGGCACCCAUAAGUCCAAUAGCCUCCCCUGGUACUCAACCCACUGCCGGAGGGGCCCCUAUUUAUGGGAUAACACAAUUAUCUCCUUCAGCACCGGCCUAUACAGGAUCUUAUCUAUCCAUACCUUCUUCUGGUCCUUCGGGCAGCAGCCAGAAGGAACAUGCAUAUCCGGAAAGACCUGGCCAACCUGAAUGUCAAUUUUAUAUGAAAACAGGGGACUGUAAAUAUGGAUCCUCCUGUAAAUACCAUCAUCCACGAGAAUGGAGUAUGCCAAAAAUGAGUUUUGCCCUUAGCCCCGUGGGUCUUCCUCUACGCCCAGGUGCACCGCUUUGCAAUCACUAUGCACAAAGUGGAGAAUGCAGAUUUGGGCUCUCAUGCAAGUUUCAUCACCCAAUGGGAACACUGAGUUACAGUCCGUCUGCGUCUUCUCUUGCUGAUAUGCCUGUUGCUCCAUAUCCUGUGGGAUCUUCAAUUGGUACUUUAGCUCCAUCGUCCUCAUCAUCAGACUUGAGGCCUGAACUUACUGCAGGAUCCAACAAGGACAGCUUUCCAACCAGAAUGUCAUCAUCUAUGAGUGUGUCUAGUGGUUCAAUCAGUUCGAUUUUCUCAAAGAGUGGACCUCUUCCUCAUUCAAAUGUGCUGCAGUCUGGUCAGAGUACUAGCCCUUCAAUUAGUAGCAGUAGCUCAGGUCAUGGAGGUGAGAUUCAUACAUCAAGCUGAGGAAAGAUUCAAGAAAAUUGUCAUAACCCUGUUGAUCAAAUUUCACACCAAACAAUAUAUUUUUGUCCAAGUCCUCUGAUAGGAGGCUUGUUUUCUUGAUCAUCAUGGUUCUACAUUUCAGAUCUAGAAUGCCACAGUUCUAUUCAACCCUCUGUUCAUAUACUCUUUAUAUGGCUACCGCCUGCAUCUUGAUUAAGCCAUAGCAAAACUUCAUUGAUCCAGCCAACCCCAUAUAGCCUUCCAACCAUCUCCUGAAUAAUGAGAGAGAAAGCCCGCUUCCAUUGGGCCAAUUUGCAUCAAUCUCUCCAAUUUUUGGUGGUGUAUAUCUGUGCUGUAAUCUUUUUUGGAACGAAAAAGAUCAGUCGCACACUCUUUGUCCUUUCACAUUGACUCUUUGUUUGUGUUUAUAUUUUGUGGUUCCUCUUCAACUCUGGAAACAAGCUUCCAAUUCAACUUGCAAAUAAAUUUGAAGGUGAUUGUGUUCCAUGAUUCUAUCCCUUUUUUAUCUAGUGUUUAAUGUGUGGAGGGAAAAAAAAAAAAAAAAAGGAUAUUU
This is a messenger RNA of Cornus florida, 2346 nucleotides long. Its product is annotated as zinc finger CCCH domain-containing protein 32. NCBI's taxonomy places the organism in Eukaryota, Viridiplantae, Streptophyta, Magnoliopsida, Cornales, Cornaceae. The coding region runs from base 330 to 1793 and encodes 487 amino acids. The record is from RefSeq and is a predicted model, not a curated record. The transcript has 7 exons. Gene Ontology annotation, molecular function: mRNA binding; metal ion binding.